Stegodyphus dumicola is the source of this 1953-nucleotide messenger RNA. RefSeq lists its product as uncharacterized. Lineage: Eukaryota; Metazoa; Arthropoda; Arachnida; Araneae; Eresidae. The record is from RefSeq and is a predicted model, not a curated record.
AUGAAGCAUGAAGCUUGCGGGUACGCUUACAUCAUAAUAGGUCCCGAUGGCAAGAGUUUAAAACCUGCUCACGUGUAUCGAGGAUCAGAUGCCGUAGAUAAUUUUCUGCAAAAUAUCAUCCGUGAAAAAGAUGAACUUGCGGAAACAUUAACUCACAUCGUUCCAUUAAUUAUGACACCACAACAAGAGCAGGACUUUUUAACGGCUACGAUUUGCAAUCUGUGUAAGAAGCCUCUUUAUAAGGAUCGCGUUCGCGAUCACGAUCACUUGACGGGACAUUACAGAGGAGCAUUACACAGUUUAUGCAAUCUGAAAUAUCGCUUGCAGAAAAAGAUACCGGUGGUCUUCCAUAAUUUGAAGCAUUAUGACGCUCACCAUAUAAUGCAGGGACUGGGAAAGAAGAUCGAAGACCAUCAAAUUGAAGUCAUCGCUACGAAUAUGGAAAAAUAUAUCACUUUUGCCCUUAGCAAGAAACACAAUAAGAUCAAAGUUUCUUUACAAUUCAUCGACAGUUUCCAGUUUUUGAAUACAUCUCUUGAAAAACUGGUACAAAAUCUGCCUGCAGAAAAAUUCAACAUUUUAAAGGAAAAUGUAAGAGAAGGGGAUCUUUCUCUUCUCUUGAAAAAGGGCAUUUACCCUUACGAUUACAUCCAGUCCUUUGAGAUGUUUGAAGAGACGGCGUUACCACCUCCUGCCGCCUUUCACAAUAGUUUAACGGACGAGGAGAUUUCAGCGUCAGAUUACGAACAUGCACAGGCAGUAUGGAACAGCUUCAACAUCCGUACAAUGGGGGAAUAUCACGACUUGUACGUGAAAUCAGACGUUUUACAACUGGCAGACGUAUUCGAAAAUUUUAGGAAAUUGUGUUUGCAAUUUUAUGAAAUCGAUUGUGCUCAUGUAAUGACAUCACCCGGUCUGUCCUGGCAAGCAUGUUUAAAAAUGAUUGAGCAGCCUCUAGAACUUUUAACCGAUGUAGAUAUGCAUCUCUUCAUUGAACAGGGGAUACGAGGGGGAAUUUCAGUGAUUACAAAGCGGUGGGCGCAGGCAAAUAAUCAUUAUAUGCCAAAUUACGAUUCAACAAACCCAGAGAGCUAUAUCAUGUAUCUAGAUGCAAAUAACCUGUAUGGAUGGGCGAUGUCGCAAGCAUUACCCUAUGGCGAAUUUGAAUGGAUUUCUGCGGAAGCUGUAACCCCUGAAUGGAUUCUUUCCAUUAGUGAAAAUUCAACAGAAGGUUAUAUUUUAGAAGUUGAUUUGGAGUAUCCUCCUGAACUACAUGACGCUCAUAAUGAUUAUCCUCUCGCACCUGAAAAGUUAAAAAUUAAUUUAGAAGAUCUUUCUCCUUUCUCUCAGAACAUCCUCCCCUAUCAAAAUUUCAAUAGCCAAAUUAAAUUAAUCCCCAAUUUGAAGCAUAAACAAAAUUAUAUUGUGUAUUAUAAGAACUUACAAUUUUAUUUAAAGGAAGGUUUGAAAUUGACUGCCGUACAUAGGAUUUUGAAAUUUAAGCAGAAGGCCUGGCUAAAACCAUAUAUUGAUUUUAAUACAGAACAACGCAAGAACUCAAAAUCUGCUUUUGAGAAAGAUUUCUUUAAACUACUGAAUAAUUCCAUCUAUGGUAAAACUAUGGAAAAUAUAAGAAACCAUGUUAACGUGCAACUUGUGAAUGAACGGAAAAAGGCAGAAAAAUUGGUAGCAUGUCCCACUUUUAAACGAUUCGAAAUUUUCAGUGAGAAUCUUGUUGCAGUGGAGAGAUUGAAAAACACCCUCACUUUGAAUCGACCAAUCUAUUCUAGACGUGAGAUUCAAUAUAGAAUUGCAAGUGAAGAACAUCAUCUUUUCACUCUUCGCCAGAAUAAAUUAAGUCUCUCCCCAUUCGACGAUAAAAGGUAUAUUUUGGAGGAUGGCAUCCAUACACUAGCGUACGGUCAUUAUAAAAUAGAGGCUGAUAAAGAAAAA